Molecule: messenger RNA, 3121 nt
Organism: Leptidea sinapis
Lineage: Eukaryota; Metazoa; Arthropoda; Insecta; Lepidoptera; Pieridae
Gene: eys
Product: protein eyes shut
Exons: 16
Coding region: 53-2917 (954 amino acids)
Biological process (GO): establishment or maintenance of epithelial cell apical/basal polarity; heterophilic cell-cell adhesion
Cellular component (GO): protein-containing complex; plasma membrane
Molecular function (GO): calcium ion binding
Source: RefSeq, a predicted model, not a curated record
GAAUGUACUAAUUCUAUUUGUAACAAUCGUGGUACUUGCUACAACAGCCUUCAUGUGUCAUUGUAUAUUCAAUUAUAGCGGAAGAUUUUGUGAAGAGAAAUUAAUUAUUAAAUCAGCUGCUUUCGGGGCCAAUUCAUUUAUAAUUCAUCGCGUUAGGAAUGACACGACAAUAAACAUACAAUUUGAUGCAAAAACAUUAAUUAGUGAUGGCAAGAUUAUGCACGUAGAUAUAGCUAAGGGAGUAUAUAUGGAGCUUUAUUUGAAUAUGGGCUUGCUCAAAUUCGAGUUCUCGUGUGGAUAUCAAACGAUGCUCUUAAGUGAAGUAAAAACAUUUGUCAAUAAAGGGCACCCAAUGAGAAUUGAGACCAGACUAGACUUUUACUUGAAUGAACAACAUUGCAACGCGACUCUACAUUUAAACGAUACAGUGGCCAUGAGCGGCGGACAAGUAGCAAAUAUUACUACCAUUGAUCAAAAUAUAACUUUGUUGUUCGGUGAUAUUGGACACAGCUUAGCGGACCAAACAAGAUAUCAAGCAUUUGUUGGAUGCAUUACAGGUUUACUAGUAAAUGGUGAGCGUCGAGAAGUAUUCAACGAUGCUCUGUCCGCCGCCGACAUAACAGAAUGUUCAUCUUUAGUAUGUUUGUCCACGCCUUGUUCAAACGGAGGAACGUGCCGAAGCCAUGCUGAUGGAUAUGUGUGCGCCUGUGCUAAUGGGUGGAUGGGCGUGAAUUGCAACCAGUCUGUUUGUGAAAACAAUCCUUGUCAAUAUGGAGGCAGCUGUGUACGAAAUCCGGGCAGCGGAUUUCUCUGUCUAUGCCCAUUCGGGAAACAUGGAAUAUUCUGUGAAUAUAAUGUUGAAAUAACCCGUCCAUCACUAGCCCCUGUUAGUAGCGGCAUCUCUUCUUUUAUCAUAUUCCCUCUGUCAUCGGCAGCUGUAAACUCCGACCGAUUUGAUCUGCGGCUCAGGUUUCAAAGUGAAGAUAUGGACCAGAUCGCAUUAUUGGCCUUCGUCGGCCAAAACGGUCACCAUGACUCCAAAAGUCAGCAUUUGGCUUUGACAUUUGUAAAGGGAUAUGUAAUGGUUACCUGGAACAUGGGAGGCGGAUCUCGUCGUAUCUUUACGUCGCGUCCACUCUCUGCUCGACGAGGGGGUCACACAGUUCGCGUGUGGCGUCGUGGACGAACCGCCGGCCUCACUAUCGAUGGAAGGCACAACGUCUCUGGAAACGCACCAGCAAAUGACAACAAGAUGAAUAUACUACCAUAUUUAUACAUCGGUGGUCACCCAUCCCAAGACUUCCACACGCUACCUCACGACCUGCCCCUACAUAGCGGUUGGAAGGGCUGCAUCUGGGAGGUGGGCGGCCAGGCCAUCGCCACGGGCAACUCUGUGGGAGGCCGAGGGGUGGGCCAGUGCGGAGUCGCGCAGUGCACGGUUAAGUCCUGCAACGCUCCUCGAGGUGUUUGUAUACAUUCACCUGCUACAUAUGGGUGUAUUUGUAACGAAGGUUGGUUCGGUGCGACCUGCUCGAGUAAGGUCAGUCCGUGUGAUUAUUCUGAAACUAAUUGUAAUGGCCGGUGUGUAAUAACAGCCGGCAGUCCUCAGUGUGACUGUCCUUAUGGAAAGAUUGGCACCAACUGCGAUAAAGAUAUAACACCGACAGAUUUAAUGUUCCCCGGUGUCCGGUCCUAUGUCAGACUUCAUCCACACUCGAUAUCAAGUGUCAGUUUAUCUCUGGAAGCGGAUAUAAAGCCUAAUAAAGAAAGAGGCCUUGUGAUGUACGUGGAGACGCCGCACUUCUAUACCGCACUCUCGUUACAAGGAGGGUUAUUAGAAUUUCGAUGGACAGACCGACUGUCCGGGUUGAGUUCGCUGGUUCGUUCUGGCGUGGUUGUGUCGCUGUCUCAGUGGCACAGCGUGCGGGCGGGGCGCUACAGGAGCCGGCUAUACGUCUGGCUCGACGGAGCCCUCACCACCGAGCCCAUGCUGGCACAUGCCUACCCUCAUACUGCUAGUGAAGCUUCUAUAAUACUCGGUGGUGCAGCCGAUCUAUCCCACCUUCCGUUUGACGUGAUGUCGGGCCCGCCAGAGUCUUUCGCUGGUUGUUUGAAGAAUUUCCAUGUGAACAAUAUACAACAAUCACUUGAUAAGGCCAACAUAGCAGAGGGUCAAAACAUUGGAGAAUGUGAGCGCGAGUGUUCGAACGGGAGAUGUAGAAGAGCGACGUGUAGUCCGGCGCACUGUGCGGCGCCCGCCCGCUGUCGUCGCGACCGCUGCGUGUGCGGCGCGGGCACCGCGGGAGACUACUGUCAACACAACAUCACAAUAUCAGUCCCGCAGUUUGACGGCGACGCAAUGAUAUCGCUGUCUCGCUCAAUCGCUGGCAGAAAUGAAGAUAUGACCACAUUACCCAAAGUCCCCAAUUACCUGGCGUUAAAUUUCACCACAGCAGAGCCGAAUGGCUUAUUAAUCUGGAUCAAAAUGGGUGUCGAUUACAUUGGUGUUGGACUAGAGAAUGGAUAUAUGAGGCUUGUAGGGUCCUCGCAUUGCAGUAACGGAGAGGCCCGCACAAAACCCAAAAUCAUGUCCCAGAUAAUUAAAUCCAGUUUUAUGGCGGACGGUGAAUGGCACGCGAUCGAACUGAGGCCUGUCACUAAUGUAACUCUGGUCGUCGAUAAAAUAACUUACACAGAAGAAACUUGCAGCAGUUUGCAUGACUACGUGGAUGUCGAGACCUAUAUAGGUGGUAUAACGGAACACGACGAUGACACCAUCAGGAAGAUAUUCCCACAAAACUUCAGAGGUUGUAUUGACUCCCUUUCGACACAGGAAGAGAGUUAUAUAAGCAACUUUACAAACAUCUACAGCGAGAAUGUCAAAAUCUGCCAACAGUUCCUUCCAGAGAGGACAUAGAACAAUAAUUCUGUAGUUAAAUAAUACACAGUACAAAGAUUUUCUAGUCUUAUACUAUAUAUAUUUGUUCAAAUGGAAUAACUAGUUAUUAGUAGUUAAUAAUGUUAUAUUAAAGUUCAACUUUUUGAAUUAUCUUACCAGGUUUUAGCAAAUAUUUUAAGGUAUAAAUGGAAAUGAAAGUAAAAAUCAUUGUCGUACACAAAA